UUUCUUCUUUAUCUCUGACGCUGGAUAGUCAGCCGUAUGUUUUACCCCAAAAAAUUAUGUAACCUAAGAGCUCAACUGUGGCCAACAGGGCCGUGUUAAAAUCUAACUUGCAACUUCUAGUUUAGCCCAUUCCUUUUCAGCCUUUUCUGCUUUUGUUCUUUUACUUCUUAGGCUCAAGAAAGGCGAAUUUACAGUGAAAUGUUCACGGCGCAGUGAGCCAGGAGCAGCAGGGAUGCGCUUAACGUUAGUUUGCCUUGUCAAGCCUGUUCUCCAUGGAUACUUCAGAAGCUCCUGCUCCUGGAGGGUCCGAAUUGCUUUUUCUCUUAAGGGCAUUGAAUAUGACCAGGCUGCAGUCAAUCUCAUCAAAGAUGGAGGUCAGCAGCUUACGGAGCAGUACAAGACAUUAAACCCCAUGCAGCAGGUUCCUGCAGUGGAAAUCGACGGGAUCACUCUGUCUCAAUCACUUGCAGUGAUCCAGUACAUUGAUGAGACCAGACCAGGACCUCGUCUUCUUCCCGCAGACCCGAAGGCACGUGCCCAGGUUCGGAUGAUAAGUGACCUCAUUGCCUCGGGGAUACAGCCUCUCCAGAACUUGUACGUACUCCAGAAGAUCGGAGCAGAGAAGGUACCGUGGGCGCAGCACUUCAUUACCCGUGGUUUUCAAGCUUUAGAGCCAAUUCUGAAGCAAACUUCAGGAAAAUACUGUGUAGGUGAUGAGAUUUCCAUGGCAGACAUUUGUUUGGUCCCACAAGUCUACAAUGCAGAGAGGUUUAAAGUGGACGUGAGCCAGUUUCCAACCAUCAAAAGGUUAAAUGAGACCCUGCUUGAGAUCGACGCUUUCCAACUGAGCCAUCCAUGUCGCCAACCAGACACACCUGCUGAUCUUCGAGCGUGAAACGACAGUGUGGCACAAGUUAAACGUGCUUUAAAGAAGUGUUUUAUUGAAUCAACAGUGAAUAAACAAUGAAACAUUGAUAAAAAAAAAAAAAAAAA
Molecule: messenger RNA, 993 nt
Organism: Fundulus heteroclitus (mummichog)
Lineage: Eukaryota; Metazoa; Chordata; Actinopteri; Cyprinodontiformes; Fundulidae
Gene: gstz1
Product: glutathione S-transferase zeta 1
Exons: 9
Coding region: 233-895 (220 amino acids)
Biological process (GO): glutathione metabolic process; L-phenylalanine catabolic process
Cellular component (GO): cytoplasm; mitochondrion
Molecular function (GO): maleylacetoacetate isomerase activity; glutathione transferase activity
Source: RefSeq, a predicted model, not a curated record